AUGGCGUCGACGUCGGCAGAGCUGAUCGUCGCCAAAGCGGCCCUUACAGGCGCCCUCUUUCGAGCGGAUCCGCAGUCCUGUUCUCGCGACGAGAUCGAGUCGACGCUCGCGUUGCUGAACACGGCCACCGCCGAGUGCUCACUCUCCAAUGUCCAGAAAUGCAAGCAAUGGGCUCUCGCCAACCUGGUUCCGUCCUCUAUGCGGAUCGCUCCGUUCUGCAAGUACCUGGUCGCACUCGUCAACUCGUAUGGCAAGAGCCCGGCCAAGGACCUCACAGAGAGCGAGAAGAAGAGGGGUCGUGAGACGUCGGUCAAGCGAAAACGUCUCCAUGCCCUCUACCUGCUCAAUGACAUCCUCUACCAUGUCAAGUUCCGCAAUCACGACGACAGCUUCGCUCCAAAGCUUGAACAGGCGCUCCCCGCUUUGGUUAGGAGCGCCUCAUCGUUCACCAACUGCCCGAAGCAUAUUCGCAAAAUCCAGGACUUGAUUUCACUAUGGGAGGAAAAGGGUUACUUUUCAGAGGCUGUCAUCAAGCAGCUACGGGUGGCCGUAGAAGAAGCCCCAGCAUCAGUGCUUCUGCGCAGGAGCACUACGCAGCCAACUGUCACAACAACUACCAGCUCGGUACCCAAGCCCGUAAAAGCAGCUCCUUUCAUCAUGCCAGCCAUGCACGGCGAUCCGUCCAUACCCUGGUACGACUUGCCGGCAGGCAACUGGAUGCCCGUCCUAGAACCGAACUCUACGAGGCCCAUGAACCCCGACAUGAUCAAGCCCCUUGUUCUGUACGCAGGCCCGGCAGAAAAGUCACUCGUGGAGGCGGUCAAGAAACUGCUCGUCGAUGUUGACAACAUUUUCUCCAAGGAUGCCGCGAAUCUCGAUGGGCCUACACCAGAAAUUGGUCAAAUGGGAGAGGUCAUAGAGACUGACGAAAUUACUGGCGAGGUUAUCGGAGGUGAAACCUACUACGGCUGGUCUCGAAACUUUUGCGAGAAAAUGAAGAAGCGAAAUCAGCGGGGAGCUUCGGGCAACGACAGCCGAUCGCGAACCCGAGAAAGGACACGGUCAUCAAGGUCGAGAUCGCGCUCAUUCAGCCCCAGUCGGAGCAGAGACUCGAGCCGUGGGUCUGAUGCUAGACCUGCUUUCAAACGUCCGCGGCUGUCAGAAUCACCAGAAGGAAGAUAUCGCAAGCGGAGUAGAUCAAGAAGUCAAGAUCGCAGCGUGAGCCGGAGCCGAAGCCGGGAUAGGAGCAGACGUGGCCGUGGCUACGAUUCACGCAGCCGCUCCAGGUCUCGCUCACGGGGUAGAUACAGGUCUAGAUCCAGAUCAAGGUCAACAAGUCGUCCAGGCUUCCGACAGAGGAGUCCAACGUACGGUUCACGGGGUCGAAGUCGUUCCCGGUCUCCUGGAAUCAUUGGACUCAGGGGAGGACAGCACCAACCCCCCUAUCAUGCUCCUCUAUCGGCUACCAGCUUUCCAACGGGGAUGCCGCCUCGCCCACCGCAGCACCCGGGCGUCUUUGUCCCACCACCGCCGCCUCCGCCCAACCAGCAACCAGCCGGUAACUUUCAUCCUGUCCCGCCGCCCAUCGGCUUUCCUGUUCCCGUCCCUUCUCUCCCAGGACAACCUCACCAAUUCCCCGGCUUCCCAGUCCCACACCCUCCGCAAACCUAUCAAGGAGGCCAAUGGCCGCCGCCACCACCUGGCCCGCCCCAUCAAUACCCUCAGCAUCCUCAACAUCCAACUCCUCCGUCGCACAUUACCACUCCAUCGCCGCCACCUCCGAACUUCUUCCCGCCCGGUGGCCCGAUGGGCGUAUCUCCACACCAUCCUCCCCCAUUUGCUGCUCCUCCAGGUGGUGCCUGGUCGCCUCCGCCGCCGCAGCACGCGAAUCAACCUCCUCAUCACCAUGCUCAGCAGCAUCAGCAGCAUCAACCUCAGUACCACCAUCAGUCUCAACAACAUCAGGGCCGUGAUUACCAAGGUUAUUCCCAACAUCAGCCGCGUGACUACCAGCAGCAGGGACGCGAAGGAGAGUAUGGAGGAGGAAAUGGAUCGGGAUAUAGAGGUGGUGGACGGGGAGGUGGAGGAGCUGGACGAGGAGAUUACGGUCGGGGUGGAGGAGGGUAUGGAGGACAACGUGGUGGUGCGCCGCGGAGUGGUGGUUGGGCUUGA
Molecule: messenger RNA, 2172 nt
Organism: Sordaria macrospora k-hell
Lineage: Eukaryota; Fungi; Ascomycota; Sordariomycetes; Sordariales; Sordariaceae
Biological process (GO): intracellular calcium ion homeostasis
Cellular component (GO): perinuclear region of cytoplasm
Source: RefSeq, a predicted model, not a curated record